This is a messenger RNA of Linum trigynum, 2843 nucleotides long. The record is from the annotation of a GenBank genome assembly. NCBI's taxonomy places the organism in Eukaryota, Viridiplantae, Streptophyta, Magnoliopsida, Malpighiales, Linaceae.
UUUAAUGUGGCUUAUAAGCUGAUAACGAAAUGUUUGGCUGAACGGAUUAAGCCUUUGAUGCCGAGUCUAGUUCAUGAGACACAAACAAGUUUUGUCCCGGAGAGACAUAUUACGGAUAAUAUCUGUAUUCUGCAGGAAGUGGUCCAUUCGAUGCAGGCUAAAGGGGGGAAGGUAGGUUGGAUGGUGCUGAAGAUUGACUUGGCCAAGGCUUAUGACAGAAUAAAGUGGAGCUUCGUGCUUGACACGCUGGAGGCUGUGGGUGCGCCGCGAAGCUUCACGGAGUUGACUAUGAGUUGCAUAACCUCUGCAUCAAUGCAAAUUCAGUGGAACGGAGGCCUUACUGAGCCUUUUUCUCCGUCACGGGGCCUGAGACAGGGCUGCCCGCUCUCCCCCUAUAUCUUUACACUGUGUAUGGAGAGACUGGGACACCUGAUUGAUGCUGCGGUGGAGGCAGGGGAGUGGCAACCAAUCCGGCUCUCCCAAAGAGGUCCCAAGCUGUCUCACUUGUUUUUCGCCGAUGAUCUGAUUCUCUUCAGUGUGGCCUCUAUGGAGCAGGUGCAGGUUAUCUCGAAGUGCCUGGAGAACUUUGGGUUGGCUUCUGGUCAGGAGAUAAGCAGGCCAAAAUUGAGAAUUUUCUUCUCUCACAACGUCUCAAAUGUUGUGGAGACUGCGUUGAGUGCCGCUCUCGAUAUCCCUGUAACUAAAAACUUGGGGCGAUACCUGGGUGUUCCAGUGAUUCACGGCAGGGUGUCGAAAGCUACAUAUACUAAUCUCAUUGACAGGAUAGAUUCCAGAUUAGCAGGGUGGAAGGUUAAUUCCUUAUCUCUGGCGGGCAGAAUCACUCUUGCUCAGGCAGUUUUAUCUUCGCUACCGGCUUAUACGAUGCAGACUGCUCUCCUGCCUGCAUAUGUGCGAGAGUAUAUUGACAAGAAGAUCAGGGGAUUCAUUUGGGGGAGUUCGGAACAAGGGAGAAAGGUUCACCUGGUGGAUUGGGAAACGCUCUAUAGACCUAAGGCAGAAGGAGGAUUGGGGCUGAGAAGCGCGACAAGAAUGAAUGAUGCUUUCAUGCUCAAGAUUGCCUGGAGACUUUUUGUCGAGCAAGACAGUAUCUGGGCACAGGUCAUCCGCGGGAAGUACCUAAGAGAGGUGAAUGGUAUUUGGUACCCUCCGCGUAAUGGUAGGUUAUCGAAUUUAUGGAGAGGAGUACUGCGAGUUCUACAUCAUAUCCCGGGAGGUACAAUGUGGAACAUCAGAAGCGGGAUGCAGGCCAUGUUUUGGUAUGAUAGAUGGCUGCAGGAUGGUCCGCCUCUAAAGGAGUUUGCAUUAAACCUCCCUGAAGAAGCGAACAACCUGCGAGUGGCGGAGGUGGUGUUGAAUGGGGAAUGGAAUUUGGAGUAUGUCAAGGCCUUUCUCACGGAACCUCUUGUUCUUCAACUACAACUUCAUCCAAUUCCAGAGGGAAUGGAACCUGAUGUCCCCACUUGGCGGUUCUCGGAAUCAGGUAAGUUCACUGUGAAGUCUGCGGCGGAGUUGCUACGGGAGGAGGAGGAGGGUAGCGAAGAACACCCUGCUUGGCGAGCUGUUUGGAAAAUUCAGGGACCGCAACGUACUCGUUCAUUCUUUUGGUUGGUUUUGCAUGGGAGGCUUCUCACAAAUGGAGAACGUCAACGAAGACACCUUGCCUUGUCCGAUGCUUGCCGGAUAUGUGGGUCUGGACCAGAGACAGUUAUCCAUGUUCUUCGUGACUGCUCGUAUGCUCGGCACGUGUGGUCGCACUUGCUUGAGGGUGAACCGGAUAGUAUAGUCUUCCAGGAAGAAGUUAGAAAAUGGGCUCUGCAUUAUUUGACAGGUAGAAGCAAUGUUAUUGAGCAGUCGGUUUUCGCAAUCUUAUGUUGGCAGCUAUGGAGAAACCGAAACCUCUGGGUCUUCGAAGAGCAAUUGGCCAGUGCAGAGCAGCUCAUUCAUGCGGCAAAACUACUAAGCAAUCAAGCUAAGGAAGCAUUUGAGGUAGGCAGAAGUAUUGUGCAGGGAGAUUCAGCUAGUGAAACGAGGCUUAUUUGCUGGCAGAGGCCACCGCCAGGCUGGGUUUGUGUAAACUCGGACGGAUCAGUAGUUCUGGCUCAGGGAAGUUCGGCGGCCGGAGGUGUCAUUCGAGACAGCGACGGUCGAUUUGUGAUUGCCUACGCUGUCAAUUUGGGCGGCGGUUCCGUUACAAGUGCGGAGCUGGCAGGGAUCGCUCAUGGGCUACAACUUGCGUGGGAUCGAGGCCAUCGACAAGUGAUUGUGCAAACUGACUCUUCGACAGCCCUUGCGAUUAUUCAAGCGGCGGACAUCUGGCACCACAAUGGGAUCGCUCAUCAUACGAUGGUCUCCUAUAUCCGGAGUCUGCUAGCGAGAGAUUGGGAGGUUUCACUCGGCCACGUUUUUAGAGAAGCCAACUUUGUAGCAGACCACGUGGCAUCAGAAGCCCACUCUUUGCCAGUGGGAGUUCAUGUAAUUGAGAACCCGAGUCUUAGCUUGCACUAUUGGCUGUACUUUGAUUCCAUUGGGUUCAAACUCCGAGAUCGGUUAAUCUAUAAGGGUUAGAGCGCCCCUUUGCGCUCUGUUUAUAACAAAAAAAAAAACACCAAAAUUGAAAGAAAUAUUUUCACACAAAGUGAGACCAUCUGAACUCAACUACCAAGAAAAUAGAAUAUUUUUGAAAUAUUUUUUCUAUAUAUAAUAUUUGGGGUAAUUUAUCAAAAUGAUCAUAUCGGUUUGCCUGUGACAAAAUUGUUUCAAAUAUUUAAAAUGUAACCUAAUUAUCAUAUACAUAUAUGACAUAAGAAAAUAAACAUUUCGUA